Molecule: messenger RNA, 956 nt
Organism: Sesamum indicum (sesame)
Lineage: Eukaryota; Viridiplantae; Streptophyta; Magnoliopsida; Lamiales; Pedaliaceae
Source: RefSeq, a predicted model, not a curated record
UUCUCCAUCCCCAUUCCUCCCUCUCUCUCUCUCUCUAUAUGUAUAUAUAUAUAAAAUCUCGUUCCUCUCAUCUGCAGCACUCCUCUCUCUCUCUCUCUCUCUCUCUCUCUCUCUUCAGCCACCGCCCACGGCGAAGCCCGCCGCCGCCUCCGCUCCAGAUCCGCCGCCCGGAGAUUUAUAAUUUCCGAUAAUCCCAUUCUCCAUCCGUUCAGAUGAGUUACCAAUCUCGCAGAUUAGUGAUGCCAGGGGCGUCAAGGAAGCGGAAAGAGAUGGAGGCCUUUUAUUCUUCCACGUUGUCAAAGCCGUUAGUUCCGCCAACGGCCGUCAGUCGUGCCGUUAGUUGGACGAACCCAGCUACGACGUCGUGUAAAGGAGCAGAGCAGCAAGCGGUGUCGUCUAACCGCCUUUUAGCUGGCUACAUGGCUUACGAGUUUUUAACAAAGGGAACGCUGUUAGGGCAGAAGUUUGACCCGGCUCGAGCCGGUGCUGUGCCGGUGAGCUUAGCUGAGUCGAAGAGAAGUAGGCUUAGCCUGAGUCAUAACCAACCGUGUACGGAAGGCGAGCCGAACGGGAAGUCGAAGCCGCAGGGCUAUGCUGAGGUGGCACAACUGCUGAGGAGCGAAGGGGCCCACAUACCCGGAGUAGUCAACCCCACGCAAUUAGCCAGGUGGAUUCAUAUGUAGACUUGUGACACGUGGAUCAAUUUCUUUCGCUGCUGAAAUGGUGGUCCAUGUGAUAUUCGUGUAGCCGACCCUCAUAGAUUUCUCCCCGGUCCUCAUGUGAUGUAUCGACAAACGUAGGUGCAGCUCAAACCCCUUCUCUCUCUCUCACACACACACACACACACAUUGUCUUCUCUUAAUCCUUGCGAAUUAAGUCUGUCAAUGCUUUUCCAUCAUUUCUUUUCUUUUUUUACGGUACUGAGAUAACUCUAUUUUUCUAUUUCUUGCAACACU